This is a messenger RNA of Ceutorhynchus assimilis (cabbage seed weevil), 1449 nucleotides long. The record is from the annotation of a GenBank genome assembly. Lineage: Eukaryota; Metazoa; Arthropoda; Insecta; Coleoptera; Curculionidae.
UCGCUGUAAAUUAUUUAUUUAUUUAAACAAAUUUGUGCAUCGUGUAUAUGUGAUGGACAAACUCUUACAGGGAAUAAUGAAGUAUAGGGCAACAGUAAAGGAAACCAUGGUUAAACAAUUCGUAAAAGUUAAAGACAAUCCCACUCCCAAAGCAGUAUUUUUUACGUGCAUAGACAGUAGAAUGAUACCGACAAGGUUCACGCAAACAAAUGUAGGAGAUAUGUUUAUUGUAAGAAAUGCCGGAAAUAUGGUGCCCCAUUCGCAACACUUUCCAGACGAACAGAACACCAACGAACCAGCUGCUCUGGAACUAGGAUGCGUCGUAAAUGACAUCAGGCAUAUAAUUGUUUGUGGACACAGCGAUUGCAAAGCGAUAAAUUUACUGUACAAACUCAGAGAUCCGGAAUUUGCAUCUCAGCAAAAUCGAAGAUUAUCCCCGUUAAGAUCCUGGCUCUGCACUCACGCCGAAUCCAGUUUGGAAAAAUUCAACCACUUGGCUGAGCACAACUUUGACAAACCGUUGACGUUUCAAGGGGAAACCCCGUUAAGAAAAUUCGUUGCGUAUAUCGAUCCGGAAAAGCAAUUUUCGAUAGAAGAUCGACUUUCGCAAAUCAAUACGUUGCAACAAUUACAAAAUAUAGCAAGUUAUGGAUUUUUAAGAAAAAGAUUGGAGAAACAUCAGUUACACAUACACGCUAUUUGGUUUGACAUUUAUACGGGCGAGAUUUAUUAUUUUAGUAGGAAAUUGAAAAAGUUUGUGAUAAUUGAUGAGGAUAAUUUCAAGCAGUUGUUGGAGGAAGUUGUUUUGUUUUAUUCCUAAGAAAAACUACUUUUGGCAACGUUGCUUUUUUUAUUACGACCCUCGAUACAAGGUUGCCAGAUCGUUUAAGUAUGUUCCUAAAUCAACAAAAAAUAUUUUUUAUAUGAUUUUUUUAUUGCAAAUAAACAAUUUAUUAAUCUUGACAAUGCAUUUUUAUUCAACAAAUUCUUCUUAUUAAUAUAAAAAUAAAUUACUAUUAUGUUGUAUUAGUAAUUGUUAUAACAACUAUACAACUUUUGAUUAGUUUAAAUUAACAAUUCAAAAAAAAAAGGGCAUUUUUCAAUAUUCACCGUAAAUGGAACUGAUUAGAGUUAGUUAAUGAGUAUUAUCUUGGUGAAUUUUGGGAAAGGUCCAUUUAGAGUGAUUAUAGCGAUUUCCAUUUGAUUGCACUUUUUCUUGACAAUCAAAUCAAAAUCGCCAUUAGAUUGUAGAAGUUUUCAAGCGUUUUACCAGUUGUCAAAAUAACACUUUAACUAUGGUCCGUAUCAUCAUUUUUCUUUGGUAGAAAACUCAAUGAGGCCGAAUUAAUGCAAAAUCUCUUCCUAGUGGGUGGCGGUCCGUCGUUAAAAACAUGCCCCAAAUGAGAGCCGCACUGGGAGCAAGUCACUUCGGUCCUGAUCCGGCCUGGU